Molecule: messenger RNA, 2892 nt
Organism: Saccostrea cuccullata (small rock oyster)
Lineage: Eukaryota; Metazoa; Mollusca; Bivalvia; Ostreida; Ostreidae
Exons: 5
Coding region: 1-2892 (963 amino acids)
Source: RefSeq, a predicted model, not a curated record
AUGUCCUGUCACAUGCUGAAAUUAGCAGCCAAGUUUGGUUGUAUUACAUACAUGCUGUACAUAGCCAUGUAUUAUUACAAGACACUGAGAUACACAGAAGCUUUAUCUAUUAUAGAGAUAAUCAAGGUCAAGUUAGCACAGCCAUAUGUGAUAUAUAGGUCAAAUGUAGAUACAGAGAUGUAUACUGAGGCUUCUGCUCUACAGAACCAUUUUCUUUUAUUGAUUGUACCACCCUUUAUCCUGUUACACAUGCUAGAGAUCGUGUGUUACAGACAUGUAGACACAGUGCGAGUACAAACAGCUCUAGAUGAUCUACAGAACCUAGUUCACUAUGAUCAGGGACAGUAUAUACCUUUACGUCACAGACACAGCUCGUAUAUACGGCUUAUACCUUUACAAUACAGAGACAUAUCGUGGCAGAUUCUGGGAUCUGUCAACAGUUUUACAAAAGUGACACAUUCAUUAUACAAGAAUAUAAAUUCCAUUUUAAUCAUUCUAAGUAUUGAAGGCAUACAACACAUAUCAGAGUCGGUGUUUGUGGGACUGUGUCGUAAAGUUGGGACCUCAAAAGUGGUGGCCAUGAGAAGAGAUAUAGUGGUUAUCGGUGAGAUGGUUAGAAAUCAAGUGGCAACAAGUGGUUUGUCCAGUGCGAUGGCGAGUGGAAGUUAUGGAGAAGGACUCAGACUGAAAGGAUCAGAUAUAGACUUUAUGUUCUGGCCAAAUAAUCACCGUGUGAUCUGGGAAUUAUCUCAGUCUCAGUAUUACAACACAUACAGACAAACAUUGAUCCUCUGUGACUGUUCUGAUAGUCCACCAGGAUUUACUUUGUUAUAUUUACUGUCACCAUGUACAAGCAGAUUUAUCCAGAGAGCGUGUGUUAGAAUGAGUAACACAUAUUAUAUAUCUAGUUCUAAAUUCAGAGAGAUCCCUUUAUCUGAGUCACUACCUUUUAAUCCCAUUCCACAUGGACCCUGUGUCAGUGGAAGAUAUGGAACACUAGAAUAUGAUUAUGCCCACUGUUUUGUUAGUGACUUUUGGCCUCCCUCUGCCUCCCCAUGGAUAUACAGAUGUCACUCAUGGCCCAAACCUCAUGUUGUUGAUGAUAUAGUGAAAAAUGGAUGUCACUUUGUAGCAAUAGGACAUAAGCUAGGAAAUCACGAAGAUCAUGAAUGGAGAAUUUCAUUCUCCCAAGCAGAACAAAAACUUGUGUAUGUAAUGAAUCACUGUCAAUUCUUAACUUACGGCUUACUUAAAUUGAUAUUAACAGAAAUAAUUAAUAAUGGAGUAGGUGAUAAUGAUAAAUUACUAUGUUCCUAUCACAUGAAGACGGCAGUUUUCUGGGUGAUUCAACAAAAUACAAUACCUCACUGGUGUCCACAAAAUCUCCUGGGGUGUUUCUGGGUCUGUUUUAAACUCAUCCUCAAAUGGGUGCAUGAGGGGGUCUGUCCUAACUUUUUCAUUCCAGGCAACAACAUGUUUCUGAGUAAAAUUCAUGGCAUCAAACAACAACAAUUAUAUAUAAGACUGUCAGGGUUGUAUGAAAAGGGUUUAGCAUUCCUGCUACAUAGUCCCUCCAUUAGAGCUUUUAUUAUAGAUGUUCUCUAUAACCCCAGAAACUUCAUCUGUACAGAUGAUCAUACUCUGAUUUGUGAGGAUGAGUUUGAUAGAAAUGUGUUUGGUGAAAUAAUACAAAAUUCCGUAACACCAGACCAAUGGGACAUACAAAUUUGCAUUAGACAUCUGCAUACAAUAGAACGGAUGGUAGGUUCAACCCUCCUGACACAGUAUCAAGUCCUCAAGCUACAGCACAUGACCGCUAGGGUCCUUCAGUACACUGCUUUUAAGUUAUACAUGGAAACUUACACACCUGACAACAGACUUAGGUACAGAGCUGACAAAAUGUCCUGUCACAUGCUGAAAUUAGCAGCCAAGUUUGGUUGUAUUACAGACAUGCUGUACAUAGCCAUCUAUUAUUUCAAAACACUUAGAUACUCGGAAGCUUUAUCUGUUAUAGAGCUAAUCAAGGUCAAGUUAGCACAACCAUUUGUGAUAUAUAUGGAUAUGGAAAAUGUAGAUAUAGAGAUGUAUAUUGAGGCUGUAGGGGGACAGUCCUGGUCUACAAAGAUGAGACAGGCUGUAGCAUGGGAUAUCAGACUUAACAAUAGAAUCCAUAACAUCACUGAACUGAUUCCUGAACAACAGUCUGCUCUACAGAGACACAUGCGUGUAUUAUUCAUCCCACCCUUGGUACUGUUAUACAUGCUAGAGAUUUUGUGCUACAGACAUGUAGACACAAUACGAGCACAAACAGCUCUAGAUGAUCUACAGACCUUAGUUCACUAUGAUCAGGGACAGUGUAUAAAUUUAUUGUCUAGAGACAUAUCGUGGCAGAUUCUGGGGAUCUGUCAAGAGUUCACAGGGGACUUUCAGGCUGUUCUAUACUCAUACCAACAAUCUCUCAGACAAGAACCCUACAACCACAUACAAACAGCUACAGAAAUGAGAAUACAGAGACAACAGGAGUCCACAAUACAUACAGGAAACGAAACUGACAACUUGAGUUAUAUUGGUAGUAAAGCCAUACAAUGCAUAUCAGAGUCUGUGUUUGUUGGACUGUGUUAUGAAGCGGGGACCUUACAACAGGUGGCAAUGAGGAGAGAUGUGAUGGACAUCAGGGAGAUGCUAAAAAAUCAAGUAAUAUUAUUUAGUGAUGAUGACAGUAUCAUGAUGUGUGGAAGUUACAGAGUUUCAGAAAUAGACUAUAUGAUCUGGCCAAACAAUCGCCGUGUGAUCUGGGACUUAUCUCAGUCUCAGUAUUACAACACAUACAGACAAACACCGAUCCUCUGUGACUGUUCUGAUAGUCCGCCAGGAUUUACUAUGUUUUAUUAA